Hyaloscypha bicolor E is the source of this 453-nucleotide messenger RNA. Its product is annotated as RNA polymerase Rpb8. The transcript is spliced from 2 exons. Gene Ontology annotation, biological process: DNA-templated transcription. Gene Ontology annotation, molecular function: DNA-directed RNA polymerase activity. Lineage: Eukaryota; Fungi; Ascomycota; Leotiomycetes; Helotiales; Hyaloscyphaceae. The record is from RefSeq and is a predicted model, not a curated record. Gene Ontology annotation, cellular component: RNA polymerase II, core complex; RNA polymerase I complex; RNA polymerase III complex. Bases 1 to 453 code for a protein of 150 amino acids.
AUGGCGACCGCCGGUGACACCCAGCUCUUCGACGAGUCCUUCACAAUCACCACCGAAGACCACGCAAAGUACGAUCGCGUUGGACGAUAUGGAGCAACCUCUGCAGACCACCAAACCGUCAUGACACUCGACAUCAACACGGAACUCUACCCGUGCCAGGUGGGCGAGACACUGCACUGCGUUCUUGCCUCUUCGCUUUCGCUCGACGGCACCAAGGAUGAUGGGAAGGGAUGGAGAGACGUGGGCCGGAACGUAGAUGGUGCGGAGCCAACGUUGGCGGAUAUGUUUGAUUAUGUUUGUCAUGGGAAGAUCUACAAGUUUGAGGAUGGGGAGGACGGUCAGACUAUCAAGGCGUACAUCUCGUUCGGUGGUCUUCUGAUGGCUCUUGAGGGUCCGUAUAAGAAGCUUACGCCUCUCCGAGUCGAUUACGUCUACCUUCUUCUCAAAAAAUGA